Molecule: messenger RNA, 2928 nt
Organism: Cinclus cinclus
Lineage: Eukaryota; Metazoa; Chordata; Aves; Passeriformes; Cinclidae
Gene: TRPC4
Product: transient receptor potential cation channel subfamily C member 4
Exons: 10
Coding region: 1-2928 (975 amino acids)
Biological process (GO): regulation of cytosolic calcium ion concentration; calcium ion transmembrane transport; manganese ion transport
Cellular component (GO): membrane; cation channel complex
Molecular function (GO): inositol 1,4,5 trisphosphate binding; store-operated calcium channel activity; protein binding
Source: RefSeq, a predicted model, not a curated record
AUGGCCCAGUUCUACUACAAAAGAAGCGUCAAUGCUCCCUACAGAGAUCGUAUCCCUCUUCGCAUUGUACGGGCAGAAUCCGAACUGUCUCAUUCAGAGAAAGCCUAUCUGAAUGCCGUGGAGAAAGGAGAUUACGCCAGUGUAAAGAAAGCUUUGGAGGAGGCAGAAAUUUAUUUCAAGAUCAAUAUUAACUGCAUUGAUCCCCUGGGAAGAACUGCACUCCUUAUUGCAAUUGAAAAUGAGAACCUUGAGCUCAUUGAGCUGCUCUUAAGUUUUAACGUGUAUGUGGGAGAUGCUCUGUUGCAUGCCAUACGGAAGGAGGUGGUUGGGGCCGUGGAGCUGCUGUUAAAUCACAAGAAGCCCAGUGGAGAGAAGCAGGUGCCACCAGUGCUUCUGGACAAGCAGUUUUCAGAAUUUACGCCGGAUAUCACACCUAUUAUUCUGGCUGCCCACACCAACAAUUAUGAAAUCAUCAAGCUCCUUGUGCAGAAAGGGGUGUCUGUGCCCAGGCCACACGAGGUGCGCUGUAACUGUGUCGAAUGUGUCUCCAGCUCAGAUGUGGACAGCCUCCGCCACUCUCGGUCCAGACUCAAUAUCUACAAGGCUCUGGCGAGCCCAUCAUUGAUUGCUUUGUCCAGUGAGGAUCCUUUCCUUACGGCUUUUCAACUGAGCUGGGAGCUGCAGGAACUGAGCAAAGUCGAAAAUGAGUUUAAGUCAGAGUAUGAGGAACUGUCGCGGCAAUGCAAGCAAUUUGCAAAAGAUCUCCUGGAUCAGACACGGAGUUCCAGGGAAUUGGAAAUUAUUCUUAAUUACAGAGAUGAUAAUAGCUUGAUAGAAGAACAAAGUGGUAAUGAUCUUGCAAGAUUGAAACUGGCAAUUAAGUACCGUCAAAAAGAGUUUGUUGCUCAGCCCAACUGCCAGCAGCUGCUUGCAUCCCGCUGGUACGACGAGUUCCCUGGAUGGCGGAGGCGACACUGGGCGGUGAAGAUGUUGACAUGUGUUGUGAUAGGACUCCUUUUCCCAGUCUUCUCUGUGUGCUACCUGAUAGCUCCCAAAAGCCCACUGGGGCUGUUCAUCAGAAAGCCAUUUAUCAAGUUUAUCUGCCAUACUGCGUCAUACUUGACUUUUCUGUUCCUGCUGUUGCUUGCCUCUCAGCACAUCGACAGGUCAGACCUCAGCAUGCAGGGACCCCCACCAACCGUCGUCGAGUGGAUGAUAUUACCGUGGGUCCUGGGUUUUAUCUGGGGUGAAAUAAAACAGAUGUGGGAUGGUGGACUGCAGGACUACAUUCACGAUUGGUGGAACCUCAUGGAUUUUGUAAUGAACUCCUUGUACUUGGCAACAAUCUCCUUGAAAAUUGUUGCAUUUUCAAAGUAUAGUGGGUUAGUUCCACGGGAGAGCUGGGACAUGUGGCAUCCAACCCUGGUGGCUGAGGCCCUGUUUGCAAUUGCAAACAUCUUUAGCUCCCUGCGCUUGAUCUCAUUAUUCACUGCGAAUUCUCACCUGGGACCUCUGCAGAUAUCUCUAGGAAGAAUGUUGCUGGACAUUUUGAAGUUUCUUUUCAUAUACUGCCUUGUGCUGCUCGCUUUUGCAAAUGGAUUGAACCAGCUGUACUUCUACUAUGAGACAAAUGAACCUGGCAACUGCAAAGGAAUACGAUGUGAAAAGCAGAAUAAUGCAUUUUCAACGUUAUUUGAAACACUGCAGUCAUUAUUCUGGUCUAUAUUUGGACUCAUCAAUCUCUACGUGACCAAUGUGAAAGCCAGGCAUGAAUUCACUGAAUUUGUUGGGGCCACCAUGUUUGGUACCUAUAAUGUAAUAUCUCUGGUUGUUCUACUCAACAUGUUAAUAGCCAUGAUGAAUAACUCUUACCAACUCAUUGCUGAUCAUGCAGACAUUGAAUGGAAGUUCGCUCGAACAAAACUGUGGAUGAGUUAUUUUGAAGAAGGAGGAACUCUGCCCACUCCUUUUAAUGUCAUACCAAGCCCAAAAUCUUUGUGGUAUCUGAUCAAAUGGUUAUGGAGACAUCUUUUCAAGAAAAAGAUUAGAAGAAAGCCUGAAAGUUUUGGAACAAUAGGGAGACGUGCAGCUGACAAUUUGAGGAGACAUCAUCAAUACCAGGAAGUUAUGAGAAAUCUGGUUAAAAGAUACGUUGCAGCAAUGAUAAGAGAUGCCAAAACUGAGGAAGGAUUAACAGAAGAAAAUUUUAAGGAGUUAAAACAGGACAUUUCCAGCUUUCGCUUUGAAGUCCUGGGUUUGUUGAAAGGAAGCAAGCUGUCUAAUUUGCAGACUGCAAAGAUGAGCAAAGAUACUGCCUCUCUGUCAGAAAAUGAAGAAAAUAGUGAGAGUGAAGGAAACAAGAAAGGAAAGAAGAAACCCUUCAGCCUUUUUGACAUAACAACGAUGAUUCAUCCACGAUCAGCCAAUAUCACCUCUGAAGGACAUAACGUAAGCAAUGGCUCAGCAAUGAUGGUGUCAGAGUCCACUCAGGAGAAACAAAAGCGUGUGAAUUUUGUAACAGACAUAAGAAAUUUUGGGUUGUUUCACAGACGAUCAAAAACAAACUCUGUGGAGCAGAGUACAAAUAAAAUAUACACCGUUUCUGAAGAAGUUUCCCGGCAACAGGCAGAAGAACAAUGUGAGAAAACUGAUGAACUGGAAGAGGGAGAAUUGAUCAUGAACUGUGAAUUAAACUUCCGAAGUUCUGGCAAAAAAUGCGUGUUAGCUGAGUCACAAAAUACCAGUGAGUCUUUGGAUUCACAGGUAGAGGGAAGUAUUUGUGCUUCAGAAAGAGAGAAAGUGGAGUUACAGAACUCAGAACCUGCCACUCCACAGGAUCAGCUGGAUAAGGCGUUGGAGAUUAACAUUGACUCUGAUGGGAAACAGGAAACAAUUGUUCAGGGUGACUAUGUGAUAACAAGGUUGUGA